Messenger RNA from Biomphalaria glabrata, 4890 nucleotides. RefSeq lists its product as uncharacterized. The coding region runs from base 723 to 2735 and encodes 670 amino acids. The transcript has 4 exons. Lineage: Eukaryota; Metazoa; Mollusca; Gastropoda; Planorbidae. The record is from RefSeq and is a predicted model, not a curated record.
UUCCAUGUGUUUACUGGAACCUGAUAGCACCUGGCCGCGAUAAAUUCGCCCUGGCACCCCGUCUGCUAUGCCUCCCGGAAGACCCCUGACUGUUUCUGGCAGCGUGCAGGCCUUCCGUCUGCUGGGCCAACAUUGCGGGGCUGUGUAAACUGUUAAAACGCUACGUUUUAUGUACUCAUCUGCCGUUGUGGUUUAUGAAUUUUCGCAUAAUUGAGCUAUUCAUAAAUAAUAAGCCUCUUUAAAACCAUAUAGCAACGUAAAAGUUGUACUAGGUGAUAGCCACCCAAACAAAGAACGGUUCCAGACAUUCAGUUGUGAUGAUCACCCCUUGCUUCCAGGCCAAGUUUUGACAAGCUCAUCCCGUCUGCUGAUGGAGCAACUUCCAUUUGGUGAAAAUUAAACUCGGAACUGUUAACAUUAAUUUCUGUAAAUAACAUUCUGUCACUAUCUGGAAUCUUAAUGAGACCCCCCGAAUAACGAAAUUAAAUCAGAUCAAAACAAUUGUGUUUCCCGCCGUGACCUGUACAACGAGUUACAUUUGUUGCUCACCUUUUGUUCUGUUGAAGCGUAGCCUAAGGCGCUCGUGAUGGAGGCAGGGCGGGACCUUGUUCUACAUCACCUGGGGACUACAAGGAAGGUGAGUCGAUCUCUUCAUCUCAUGUGCGGAGCAUACACAACAUGGGAGUAGACGUGUACUCGCAACCAGGAGGAAAUCAGGAGAAAUGUUAACUCGGAACUGUAGGAUGAGCAAAAUGACUCGUUAUAAACUAACGAAGUUGUUGAUAAUAUUAUCUCUAGUUACUGGCGUAUUUCUAUUUCUGACCAUAUGGACGAAUACGCAGCUGAUUUACCAGCAAAUAACUUCGCUGCGUGACUCUUCCCAGCAAGCUCAGAAGCAAUACUAUCAAGCGGCACCCCAGAUGGGAUUUUUACUAGACACCCCCCACUGUAAGAUUCCAAACAUAGAUCCUUUUGACCCGUCCGUCAUGUCAAGAAUGAGUAGGCGUGGUGAAAUCUUGUGCGUCGGAAGACGCGCCAUCACUUACACUGAAGGGUCUAUUCUCAGGCUGAACAGAACUAGGAUAGAACAAGAGCUGAACGGAGACUUCAAAAGCUGUCACUAUCAACCCAUCCUAAGACCCAAGCCCAAUGAUUUCAAUUUCGCGUACGGUGAUCACAGUAAUAUGUUUGACCACGACAUACUGAUCCCGCCUAAAGAUGAGUUUAUCAGGGUAGCCUGCUUCAGUCAAAGCGAUGGAAAGCUGUCAACUCAAUACCACGCAACGGUGUCUCCCAAGGAUGAAGUGGAGAGAAGAUGCAGCUACAAAUUCAACCAGCACAAGAAAAAGUUCAAUCCAAAAGAAACGUACAACGUUCACAUGAUCGGCGUUGACUCGGUUUCGAGGCUCAACUUUAUCCGGCAGAUGCCGCAAACGAGGCACUUUUUGCACACGGAACUUCGGGCUUUUGAAAUGGCGGGCUACAACAAAGUAGCAGACAAUACAUUCGUCAACAUUGUGCCAAUGAUGAUGGGCAAGUUCGUCCAUGAAAUCGGUUGGAACGAAACGAUGAACAAGCACCCAUUCGACGAAUACGCCUUCUUCUGGAAAAACUUUUCUAAUGCGGGCUAUCGCACGCUGUACGCCGAAGACGCUCCCAAAAUUGCCAUUUUCGUCUACGCUAAAGAAGGAUUUCAUACACCGCCAGCCGACUACUACAAUCGGGCUUUGCAACUGGCCUUGGAAAAAGAUAAGAGUGUGUGGAAUAAGAACCACCACUGCGUCACUGACAAGCUGGAGACCACGAUGGUGCUCGACUACGUCACAGACUUUUCCCGCGUCUUCAAAAACAAGCCUCAUUUUGGAUUUACUUUCAUAACGAGGCUGACGCACGACAGCCUUAACCUAGCUGGCUCGGCGGACUACGCGUAUGUCAAAUUUUUGAAACAGUUUAAAAAGGAAGGUCAUUUCAAUAACACGGUUCUGAUAUUUUACAGUGAUCACGGCUACCGCUUUGGCAACAUGAGAACCUCGUACAUCGGGAAGGUUGAAGAGCGUUUGCCAUUUAUGUAUUUAGUUUUCCCGCCUUCCUUUCACGAGAAAUACCCAGAACUAGUAAAAAAUUUAAAACAAAAUACUUUUAGGCUAACCACGCCGUUUGACGUGUAUGAGACAUUGAAAGACAUUUUAUAUUUCGACGGACUAAAUAAAACAGCGAACGUUACUGACAGGGGGAUCAGCCUGCUGAGGGAAAUUCCGAAAGAGAGGACUUGUGAGAAUGCCAAGAUUCUCCCGCACUGGUGUUUGUGUUUGGAGCAGGCGAGCGUCGACCUCGGCGGAAGACUUGCCGGCGACAUCGCGCGGAGCGUUGUGAGUCUAAUCAACGACAUGCUGAGACCCGCCUCCCACCUGUGCGCCGAGCUCACGCUGGCGGAGAUUCUCGACAUAGUUCAGAUGAAGUCCAACGAGAAUGUCCUGAGGUUUCAGGACAGCUUCCACGACGUCAUCAACCAGACGGUAGUCUACGGGAACAGGACCGAGGCGCCUGUUGUUUACCAGGUGACUCUGAAAACGGCCCCAGGGGGCGCCGUCUUCGAGGUGACUGUAGCGUACGAUACGGUGUUUCACGCUUUUAAACUAGGCGGUGACGUCAGCAGGAUCAACGCUUACGAAGACCAAUCAGCGUGUAUUGAGAACUUCAAGCUUAAGAAAAUGUGCUACUGUGUCAAAAGGUGAAACGAAUUUAUUAUCCAAUAGUGAAUUUGUUAUUUGAAUACACAGUGACGUGAAGAAACUACGAACACAUCAUCAUAGGGUUAGGGUUUGGACCCCCCCCCCUCUAAUCAAAAGUUCUGGAUCCGCCAGUGAACAAAUGUAACCAUUCACUCUUCACUCUGGCAGAUUGCUUGGGAAGGGGAGGGGGGAAGAAAAGCUUCUGAUUAUUCAUUUAAAAAUAAUGUCUGAAAAACACUAUGCCAACUCUUUCGCUUGAAGGAUAUUCCAGGUGCCCUAACUGCAUAAUAAUUUUAUCACUUUGUUCAUACUUAAUAGUCUAGAAUAAUAUAAUAAUUACAAAUUAAGUCAAUCGACUUGGUUUUGGUUACGUUAAAAGUUAGCCCUAAUUACAGACUUGUCUACAUUCACGAUUAAUAACAUACACAAAGUAGUCUGUGAAGAAUGUAUCAAUGUAACAUACUUUAAAGUAUUGUUUAGUUUUGUCAAAAAAAAAAAACAUCAACAUGUGGACAAAGAGACCAAAUAUUCUUUUUUUUUUUAAAUGUCAUUGUGAGAGAUGCUUCAGUCAUCCGACAUUACAUUCCCACCAGCCAACUUCACUUCACAUAAAACCGAGAACAUUCUUUAUAGUAGACCUCAACACUUACCUCCAACGUCACAGUCUGUGGGCAGUUUAGACCAAUAGCUCGUUACCAAGUUGUGCAGAGCUGUGACGUGGCGUCGAGCUAUUGGUCUAAACUGCCGACGGGUUAUGACGUUGCAGGUCAGUGUUCAGGUCUUCUAUAUCGAUUGGUCUCGAUAAAAGCGAAUCUUGAUGGAUACAUUGUAACACCCGUGAAAAUUGUUCAGGACAGGAUUGUCUCUGUGUGCGUGCGUGUGUUUAUUGACAUUGUAUAAAGUGAAAUAGUGAGAGAGUGAAAGAUGUUGUGCGUGAAAUGUAUCGUUUUGUAUUAAUUCAAAGCUCUUUCAUUCAAUGUUAACAGACACUGAUUUUACUAACUUUAUUUAUGUGCAAACAAUGCCAUGUUAUUAGUGUGUCUAGCUAUGACCAGGAAAGAGAACAUACUAGUUGGCUAUGUAUUAUUAUUACUUUGUAAUGCACGUUUUCCAUACCCCUAUAGUAUGCUCAGUGAUAGUAAAUCUCUUUAGUAGAUAUUUGGUGGGGGUAGUUGAGUGGUUAAGCACUUGGCUUUCGAACCUGGGGUCCUGGGUUCGAAUCUCGGUGAAGACGGGGUUUUUGAACUUCAGCAUUUUUAGGGCGCCUGACUUUAGCUGAGGGAAAGUAAAGGCGGCUGUUCGUUGUGCCGACCGCAUGACACACUGUUCGUUAACCGUUGGUCAAAUAAAGAGAUGACCUAAACAUCUGGGAGAAGACGUCCUUGCUGCCUUUAAGCCCUCAACAAAUUUACAUAACUCGAGUUGGGGUCAAAAGUCAAAUAAAAAAUGUCCAAGUCUACAUCGGGAUUUAAACUGUCGCGUGUACCCUUAGUUUACAAAAGCGGUUUAUCCCACUCAGCCACACAAUGUGUUUAACAAGGGAAAUGAGUUUUUCUUUCGUUAAAAUGUUUACAUCUAAAUUUUUUACUUUCUUGGCCUCGCUUUACUAAACCGCUCACCUCGUCAUAUUUAGAAAAGCAAAGAUAAAACCAUAACACAGAGGCGUGGUAAUGGGGUACGAUGCCCCGGGCACCAUCCCCAGAGGGGCGCCACACGCAGAGAGGCGUCAAAAAUAUAAUUAUUGUAGAUAUUUUAGUUAGGUAAUAUAUUCUAAGGUUAUUUGUGUUAUAUUAUUAUUAAAUACUUUUUAUUUAUAGGCCUAAAUUUCUAUGUGAUGUUCAUGGGGGGGGGGGGGGGCGCCAAUAAUGUACCUUGCCCCGGGCACUCGUUUUGCUCACUACGCCUCUGCCAGAACAUAACAUUGUAACCUUUUCUUCUCAUUCGGUCUCUACAUUGGAACUGUUGUCUCUUCUUCUUGACCAAUAACGACCCCCAUUGGCAUCUGAAGGCAUCUACGAAUGUCACGGGGGUUAAAAGGGGAGGGGGUAUGGAUUAGAAUUUAAAAAAACAAAGUGCCUUGUCAUGUUUUCUUUGCAAUUAUUGUUGCAAAUUGAUUGGUUAGUUACUUGUUAUGAAUAAAAAAACGUUUGUAUAAUCA